AUGGAGGAUGAGACGGUGGCAGCGGCGGGGGGGACGCGGCACCCGGUGUACAGAGGGGUGAGAAAGCGGCGGUGGGGGAGGUGGGUGACGGAGAUAAGAGAACCCAGAAAGAAGUCGAGGAUUUGGCUCGGUUCCUUCCCCACGCCGGAGAUGGCGGCGCGAGCCUACGACGUGGCGGCGCUCUGCUUGAAGGGAAGGAAGGCUCUCCUCAACUUCCCCCACCUCGCCGACGUCCUCCCCCGGCCAUCCUCCGCCAUGCCGAGGGACAUACAGGCGGCGGCGGCGUUGGCCGCCGCCACCGCGGCGGUCGCCGGCGAUGGGGCUCUGACGAUGUCUCCGUCUUCCUCUUCGGGUGAAAUAAUGAGCGGGGAAGAGGAUAUAUGGGGGGAGAUAGGGGAUCUGCCGGAGCUGGAGAUAGAAGGACGUUCGGAGAUGUCGAGGAGGAACUGGUCUUCCAUGUUCUGGGGACACGGCGAGAGCAAGGGCGUAUUCAUUGACAGCAGCCCGGGAAUUGGUGUCUCGAGGAUUGCCACGGCGUUGAAUGCGCAGGUCUACGGCGAGGAACGGGGUAAAUUCAACAACGCUGCCGUCCGUGCGGACGAAAUGCAGUGCUGA
Messenger RNA from Spirodela intermedia, 615 nucleotides. The record is from the annotation of a GenBank genome assembly. NCBI's taxonomy places the organism in Eukaryota, Viridiplantae, Streptophyta, Magnoliopsida, Alismatales, Araceae.